Molecule: messenger RNA, 1697 nt
Organism: Python bivittatus (Burmese python)
Lineage: Eukaryota; Metazoa; Chordata; Lepidosauria; Squamata; Pythonidae
Gene: FAM53C
Product: family with sequence similarity 53 member C
Biological process (GO): protein import into nucleus
Cellular component (GO): nucleus
Source: RefSeq, a predicted model, not a curated record
UCCAGGGGUGUUUAGAAUAGGGGGUGGGGGGCGCGUGAGACUAUUGGGGCGCACUAGUUCUCUGGCUGAGCCGCCGUGAGGUGUUGGAGCUGCCGCCCCCUCCAGCAGGCGGGGAGGGAUCAGGCGUUCGCACCACUAGUAUAUUCUACCUCCCUGAAUUUCAAAAGCAAAUAUAAACAAGGGGGUAGGUAUCGGCCCUAAAAGACCUUAACAUUUAAAGCAAACAAUGGAGAAGAGAAUAAAACCGGGCAGUAAGAAGAGGAGGAUGGAAAGACGUGAAUGGCUCUGGAGAAUGACAUGGAAUUUGGCUAGAUUGUGAAUGAGCAGAUGUGGUAACUGAUGAUGAUUAAACACGGCUGGACUUGCUGAGGGAGGUAGAAGGCUGGCAAGAACUGGAGUCUCAAGAGUUCUGAUGCCAGGCCUUCAUAAGAAGCCAUGAUCACAUUGAUAACUCUGCAGCUACAAAAGCAGAGCUUGGAGGAAUUGAAAUGCACAUCCUUCAGCAUCAGCCUGCCUUUGCCUGAUCAUGCUGAUGUGGCCAGCUGUGGCAGCCCCUUCCAGAUAGCGCCUGAGGGAACUUCAUGGAGGGACCUAGCUCCCUGUCCAAAGAUCCAUCUCCAAGACAACACGGUUCUUUACCAACAGUCCAGCCUGAGCCUUCCUUUGCCAACUUGCAGCCCAGAAAACAGCCCUCGGAACAAUCUUGCAUCCCAAACACUGGCCACCAACUCAUUAGUUUCAGAAAAAGUUUCUGUGCCCCCUACCAAAAGACACUGUCGUUCACUGUCAGUGCCCGAAGAUCUUUCCCGCUGGCAAGCUGUCUGGAGACCCCUGGGUUCCAAAGUGUGGACACAUAUCAAACGUCGGGAGAACAGUGGAGGGGACACUUUAGCAGUACAAUCCCAGAACCUGGUUCAGGAAGCCAACAGACUUUGCUUCAAUCCAGUCCCCAGUGCCUCUUAUCAGUGUGUUCAAGAUGGUGCUGUUGGUGGCAGGAGCCCACCUUUCUUCAGUCUGGCUCUGUCUCGAGAAUCGCCAGCAAGUGUACCAUGGGAGACUGGAGAGACUUUGCAGCCUUACCCUCUGCAACGACGUUUCUCUCUGUCUCCUGUCAGAUUCUUGCCAUCCCCCCAAAGCUCUACCACUUCCACGCCAGAGCUACUUCGACACCAGCAUAGCCUCCCUCGCAGCCGCUCACAGCCUUGUGACUUGGACACCAGGAAAUGUGGUCUCAAGCGGCGCCAUGAAGAGGAUGUGAGGUGGCAUAGGCCCUCACUUGAUUUCUACAAGAUGAAUCAGAAACCAUUUGCAGGGGGAGUCUGUCAGUUAGACAAAUCUGAGGAAGGUGGCUAUCCAUCGUGGCUCUUGGCUUGCAGCCCACAAGCACCCUCAGCUCCUUGCAGUCCUAUCAAUAAUUGUAUCCAGGUGCUCAGUGAAAGUGAAGAGGAUGAUGAAGAAGAAGCAGCAGUACAAGCAGCAAGACAAAUAAAUUGGAGUUUAGCAAGCAAAAGGACACUCUUCCAGCCAGACUUUAGUGAUCUGGAUCUAACUUUGAUUGAAGAGAACUAGCAUUUGGAUGUCUCCUGAAAAACUGAUUUUGGAGUCAGCAGCAAAGCAAGGCUGCACUCCUGGAUGAGGGUGGGGGAGUGGGGUGGGGUAGAGGGGAAAGUGGCGGUAGGAUAACGGGGUUUUGUCUG